Molecule: messenger RNA, 2738 nt
Organism: Polistes canadensis
Lineage: Eukaryota; Metazoa; Arthropoda; Insecta; Hymenoptera; Vespidae
Gene: GLS
Product: glutaminase kidney isoform, mitochondrial
Exons: 13
Coding region: 290-2158 (622 amino acids)
Biological process (GO): L-glutamine catabolic process
Molecular function (GO): glutaminase activity; protein binding
Source: RefSeq, a predicted model, not a curated record
GUACGUGCAUGCAUGCAACUACGUCGUCCCUUCGACCCUCCCUUAUAACGACAGUUUUCACUGAACCGAACGUUAAGGGACGUCGUUCGUCUCUUUGUGCGGCGCCUUUAAGGCCGCAUUACAUUCAUUCAAUCGAAUUAUAUAUCAAAUAAAAAUAAAUAAUAUCAAUAAGUGAUCAAAGAAACAAGAGAUAACGUAAUAAAAGAUUUAACUUGAAGUGUGUUUUACGUUUAAGAAUAUCACAAGAUUAUAAAGUUCAACGGAUCUUUGUCAUCUAAUUACAAUUAGGAUGUUCAAAAUCGUGAAAGCCGGUUGUACCGGCUUUAAGAGACUUCGUACUACUAACAAGAAACAGCUGCAGCCUGUACCUACAUCGAAGCUGGGAUCAUUGAGAUACAUGGAUGUUGCUUUUGGAAGUGCCUUAGAAUUAGAACGCGCACAGACACGCGAAUACAGCUUCAUUCAUGACAGCCAUUACAUGUACACGAAAGAUCACGAUCAUGCUGCGAAUGCUGAAGAUGUUCUCUUCGAUAUGUUCAAAAACGAAGAAACUGAUCUUCUCUCGAUUGGCAAAUUUAUCGCUGCAUUGAGGACAACCGGUCUACGAAAAAAUGAUCCUCGACUUCAAGAAUUUUGUGACAAUUUGAGGAAAGAACAUUCGAGAAGUGGGGGACACGAAGGUGCGUCACAUGAGACGCAACAAUUAGAUAGGGAACAAUUUAGAAGAAUCGUAAAUCCGAACAUAGUGUUAAUAUCGCGAGCAUUCAGGCAUCAGUUUAUCAUUCCCGAUUGGCAAGGUUUCACAAAACACAUAGAAGACUUUUAUUGGAAAUGUAAAACAAACACAGAAGGCAAAGUCGCAUCCUACAUUCCACAAUUAGCGAGAAUGAGUCCGGAUUAUUGGGGAGUCUCAGUUUGUACGAUCGAUGGUCAAAGAUUUAGUAUCGGAGAUACGUCAAUUCCCUUCACAUUACAAAGUUGCAGUAAACCGUUAACAUAUGCUAUAGCAUUGGAUAGGCUAGGACAAGAAGUUGUUCAUCAAUAUGUUGGCCAAGAACCAUCGGGGAGGAAUUUUAAUGAACUCGUUUUGGAUUAUAAUAAGAAACCGCAUAAUCCGAUGAUCAAUGCCGGUGCGAUAUUGGUUUGUUCAUUACUGAAAGCACUCAUCAAACCUGAAAUGACAUUGGCGGAGAAGUUCGACUUUACUAUGAACUAUUUCAAGAGAUUGGCAGGAGAUGAAAAUGUGGGCUUCAAUAAUGCAGUUUUCCUCUCGGAACGUGAAGCUGCUGAUAGAAAUUAUGCUCUUGGCUUUUACAUGAGAGAACAUAAAUGUUAUCCGGAAAAAACGAAUCUUCGCGAGAUCAUGGACUUUUACUUUCAAUGCUGUUCCAUGGAAUCAAAUUGCGAAACUAUGGCUGUUAUGGCAGCGACAUUGGCAAACGGUGGUAUAUGCCCUAUAACAGAAGAGAAGGUCCUUAAACCAGACAGCGUCAGAGAUGUAUUGAGCCUAAUGCAUAGUUGUGGAAUGUAUGAUUAUAGUGGUCAAUUUGCAUUCAAGGUUGGAAUACCAGCAAAAUCUGGAGUAUCGGGAAGUCUUCUCGUAGUUAUACCAAACGUAAUGGGUAUUUGCACGUGGUCACCACCUUUAGAUCCUCUUGGAAAUUCUUGCCGUGGCGUACAAUUUUGCGAAGAACUCGUGACCGAGUUUAAUUUCCAUAGCUACUAUGAUCAUAGGUACGAUAAUCUGAAGCACGCGACCAACAAGAAAGAUCCAAGAAGGCACAAAUACGAAACGAAGGGUCUAUCAAUCGUAAAUCUUCUCUUCAGUGCUGCCAGUGGUGAUGUUCCCGCAAUGAGAAGGCAUCGGCUUAGUGGCAUGGACAUGACUUUGUCUGACUAUGACGGUAGGACAGCUUUGCAUUUGGCUGCAAGCGAGGGUCACCUGGAUUGCGUUGAAUUUCUCAUCGAACAAUGUAGCGUACCUCAUGAUCCUAAAGACAGAUGGGGUAAACGACCGAUAGACGAGGCGUUAAAUUUUGGUCACAUGCAAGUCGUAGAUUAUUUGAAAAAUUAUGCUGUAGCGCACAAAACUAAUAGCGAAUACGAGGAAAAGCAAAGAAACGAAACGAAUGAAGAGAAACCUCCUGAAAAGAUUUGAAUUCUUGGAAGCUUCUACGCUUCUAUGAUAAAUUAAUGAAUUAAGAUCUAAGAUCGAAGAAGAGAUAUUAGGAUAGGCGUGAUGUCAAUUUUUUCGUAAUUGCACGAAUGUGUCUAGUACAGAAUAGAUUUAAUAUUAUUAUUAUUAUUAUUAUUAUUAUUAUUAUUAUUAUUAUCAUAGUUAUGCUAAAUAUGUAUAUAAAAAAUGGACAUUUUGUUGAUGGACGACAAAAUUGACAAUAAUUAAAAUACUUGUGAACGAGUAAUUACGUGAACUACACGGGCAUAUAUACGAUCGAUUAACUUUUUUCAACGAUUUAUAUUUUCCAUAGAAAUUUUCAUUUACGAAGCAAAAAUCUCAGUUUCGUUUUAUAUUCGUAUAGUAAUAUAAAAUAAUUAUUUGUGUCUAUCGAUUCACACAUUCUCCGUUGUUAAAUUUAACAACGCUUGCUUUUAAUAUAUACUUAUAUAUAUAUAAAUUUAUUUAUGAAAUUAUUUAUAAAAUAUCUUUGACAAUAAUUAUUCUGAAAAAUGACUCUUUAUGCUCGGUUAAAAAGUACAAAAUUAUUAUAAUCUAAUCU